GUGAACGACAGACGGCUUAACUCCAGGAAUAUUACACCUGGGAGAAAGGUUGGCGCAAUUUAGAGUAUUCCUCGCAGCAUCAGUGUUUUCCCCAUCAUGAGGAGGUGCAUUGUUUUCCCUGGCUUGCUGAGAGUAGCGAUCUUGUUCCUUUGCUUGAACACAACCAUCCAGGCCCUGGCCCUCACCAACUCCACCCGGCUCGAGUCCAUCCUGAACAAGUAUACAAACAAAGAUGAGGAGUGGUGGAGGGCCAAGCCUAGAGGGAGGAGGGCCAUCAGCGAAGGAGACAUGCACCUCAUCCUGGACCUGCACAACAAACUGCGGGGUCAGGUCUACCCUCCUGCUUCCAACAUGGAGUACAUGGUAUGGGAUUACGAGUUGGAGAGAAGUGCAGAGCACUGGGCUCACACCUGCAGAUGGGAACAUGGACCAAGUCACAUGCUGACACAAAUAGGCCAAAACCUCGGAGCACACUGGGGCAGGGACCGGCCCCCAACCUACCAUGUCCAGGCCUGGUAUGAUGAGGUGAGGUAUUAUAGCUAUCCCUACGCCCAGGAGUGCAACCCACACUGUCCAUUCAGGUGUUCGGGACCUGUUUGUACUCAUUAUACUCAGUUGGUGUGGGCGACCAGUAAUCGCAUUGGCUGUGCCAUCAACGUGUGUUACAACAUGAAUGUGUGGGGAAUGAUCUGGGCCAAAGCAGUCUAUCUGGUCUGCAACUACUCCCCGCCAGGCAACUGGUGGGGUCAUGCUCCAUACAAAUAUGGGACUCCCUGCUCUGCUUGUCCAGCGAGCUAUGGUGGGGGAUGCAGGGACAACCUCUGCUAUAAACACGGAGGUGUUGACAGGCGUCCGGCUCCUGAGAUUGAGGAGACCAAUUACAUUGAACCCGAACCAGAGCCAGUAAGAGACGGAGAGCCCCGACCCAGGGCUCAGGCACCAAGCACCUCGCCCAAUGACAACCUGGAAAGAGACAUGGUUCUCAGUACAGAGCAGAUGUGCCAACAGGUGGACUGUGAGACCAAGCUGAGGGAUCAGUGCAAGGGAACAACCUGUAACAGAUAUGAGUGCCCACCCGGUUGCCUUGAAAGGCCUGGAAAAGUAGUUGGGACUGGAUAUUAUGAUAUGCAAUCCAGUGUGUGUGGAGCUGCGCUACACUUUGGUGUUAUUGACAAUGAUGGAGGAUGGAUCGAUGUGACCAGACUGGGCAGAAAACAACAUUUCACCAAGUCAUACAAGAAUGGUGUUCAGUCCAUUGGGAAAAACAGAAGUGCAAAUUCUUUUAAAGUUGAGUCUGUGCCUGUCAAGGCAGUAAGAUGUGAUACCACAGUGGCGCUUUUCUGUCCUUUCAAGAAACCUGUACGACACUGUCCCAGGUUGUAUUGUCCUAGGAACUGUUUGCAUGAGAGCCAAGCACGAGUUAUUGGGACAAAAUACUACUCAGAUAAGUCGAGUAUCUGCAGAGCGGGCAUUCAUGCUGGAGUGAUCAAGAACGAGUCAGGAGGUUACCUUGAUGUGAUGCCAGUGGACAAGAAGAGGCAUUAUAGCGGCAGCUAUCAGAAUGGCAUCACCUCAGAAAGCCUACCAAACCCCACAGGAGGAAAAGCCUUCAGAGUGUUUGCAGUCAUCUGAAAACCACUCAAAAGACAAAGUACCCUCAAAUCCAGCUUCAUCCGCUUCAAAUCCAGCAAACCUACUCAUUAUCAAUUUACAACCUAUAAUUAUGUAAAUUCCUACAGUGAGCACAUCAGUGUUACUGAUACUGUCACUAAAAGUGUAACUCAAGGCUUUCCUUCUAUCUUUGGCCAUGACUGAAUCACUGUCCAGUAAUAAUGUAGCAAAGGAUGUUUGGCAAAUGAUG
Messenger RNA from Pelmatolapia mariae (spotted tilapia), 1861 nucleotides. Its product is annotated as cysteine-rich secretory protein LCCL domain-containing 1-like. The transcript is spliced from 15 exons. Bases 97 to 1632 code for a protein of 511 amino acids. The record is from RefSeq and is a predicted model, not a curated record. Gene Ontology annotation, cellular component: extracellular region. Lineage: Eukaryota; Metazoa; Chordata; Actinopteri; Cichliformes; Cichlidae.